Messenger RNA from Magnolia sinica, 1864 nucleotides. Its product is annotated as farnesylcysteine lyase. The record is from RefSeq and is a predicted model, not a curated record. Gene Ontology annotation, biological process: prenylated protein catabolic process; prenylcysteine catabolic process. The transcript is spliced from 5 exons. Gene Ontology annotation, molecular function: prenylcysteine oxidase activity. Bases 43 to 1539 code for a protein of 498 amino acids. Lineage: Eukaryota; Viridiplantae; Streptophyta; Magnoliopsida; Magnoliales; Magnoliaceae.
UCUCUACAAAGGAGAGGUACAACGGAAUUCCGAGCAUCAGCAAUGGAAGAACCAAAACUCUCCUUUGGCGGAGCCAUACGCCUCAUAUUCUCUCUCCUCAUUCUCUCUUCUGCUGCUGUCUCUGCAACAUCUCCUUCUCGAAUCUGCAUCAUCGGCAGCGGAAUCGGCGGUUCUUCCAUCGCCCAUUUCCUCAAGACGUACUCUAAUAAACAUCUUAAUGACAUCCGAAUCUUCGAGAGGAGCGGCCGAGUCGGAGGCCGUAUGGCCACCGUCUCGAUCUCUGGGGACGUGUUCGAGGCCGGCGCUUCCAUCAUCCACCCCAAGAACUUCCACGCCUUAAACUUCACCGCUUCCCUUAACCUGCGCACCAAUUCCAAUGACGGUGAUGAUUCCUCUUCCUGGUUCGGAAUCUGGGAUGGCGCUCGCUUCCUUUUCAAGACACUCCCUCCGCCCUCCGAGUCGAAGCCUUCCUUCUAUAAGAAGAUCGUCUCGCUCCUCAAUUCCCUUCUGGUGUUCCGCCGAUACGGGUUUUCGCUCCUCAGGAUGCAGCGAUUCGUCGAUAAAACUGUGGACAGAUUCUUGCUUUAUUACUCGGAUUUUGAAUCUCGACCUGUUUUCACGACCGUGGAGGAGAUGCUUAAAUGGGCUGGUUUGUAUGGGCUUACUCAAAAUACUUUGCAGGAGGAAUUGACCGAUGCCAGGUUAUCGCAAGAACUGAUAUCGGAGCUCAUCACUGUGAUCACCAGAAUCAACUACGGUCAAAAUGUUACCAUCAGUGGACUGGCUGGGGCAGUUUCUAUGGCAGGCUCUGAUGCAGGACUAUGGUCAGUUGAAGGAGGCAAUUGGCAAAUUGCCAAUGGGUUGAUCCGUCAUUCAAAUGCAUCUUUGCAUCUCCAUGAAGAGAUAACUUCAAUCUCCUAUGUUGAAGGGUAUUAUGAGCUCAACUCUACCAAAGGGAAUUCUUACAGUUGUGAAGUUACAGUAGUUGCAACACCACUAGAUGAGCUGAACAUCAACUUCUCCCCAUCAGUUUCAAUUCCCAAGAGAGAGUUACAGCAUACGCAUGCAACAUUUGUGAGGGGACUCUUAAACCCUGCAUAUUUUGGCCUGAACUUGGCAUCAGAAAUUCCCGACCUAGUAGGUACAAUCGAAUCUUCUGAAGUACAGUUUUCAAGCAUCUCUGUUCUCAAGAAAUUCAGUGAAGAGGAUAAGACUUACAAGGUGUUCUCACGGGCCCCAAUGGAAGACAGGUUACUAGAUCUCAUCUUCAGUGCUAGGAAGGAGACUGUCCGGAUAAACUGGGCUGCAUAUCCCCAUUACAAGGCUCCGGAAGAUUUUGCACCAUUCUUGUUGGAUGGGUUGCAUCUGUACUACAUAAAUGCCUUUGAGAAUGCAGCAAGUACUAUAGAGACAGGUGCCGUUGCAGCUGAAAAUGUCGCACGCCUUAUCCUUUCAAGGCUUCCUUCUGGUUCACCUUCAAACUUGCCAAAUUUGAUGAGAUCUGCUCCCCAUGAAGAAAGCAUGCAUGUAGAUUUAUGAGGAAGAUGUGACCAAGCAUCAGCAUUUUCCAGAUGGCCUGGUGCAUUAGACCAAACUUGGAAAAUGGACGAGCAAACCUGGAAGAAGCUCUAUGGGCUCUUCUUCUAAAUGUAACAUUUUAGAGAGAGAGAGAGAGAGAGAGAGAGAGAGAGAGAUGGGAGGACUGUUGUAUCCGUUAGUGUGGUAAAAGAAAAUGAGUUUUGUUCUAAUCUAUUGAUGGAUUCUCAUGGAUUCCAUAGUACCAUUGAAACAUACAUUCCUAUGGAUUUCAUUUUUAAGCUCUUGUUUGGAUAGCAAGUUGAGAUCUCAUAUUCUUCUUACAAUA